Molecule: messenger RNA, 1821 nt
Organism: Dictyostelium purpureum
Lineage: Eukaryota; Evosea; Eumycetozoa; Dictyosteliales; Dictyosteliaceae
Exons: 1
Coding region: 1-1821 (606 amino acids)
Biological process (GO): prolyl-tRNA aminoacylation
Cellular component (GO): cytoplasm; mitochondrion
Molecular function (GO): ATP binding; proline-tRNA ligase activity
Source: RefSeq, a predicted model, not a curated record
AUGUUAUCGAUAAAUAAAAAUUUUAAAAUUUUAAAAAAUAGUAAUAAUGUUAUAAUUAGUAGUUUUACAACAUCAACACCAACACAAAAUAAUAAUAAUAAUGUAAAAAGAAAUAAAUAUAUAAAUGUUUUUAGAUCAAAAAUGUUUAUUCCAUUUCAAGAUCAAAAAAUGGAAACUGAUUUAAUCGAAAGUCAAUUAUUAAUGCAAAAAGGUGGUUUAAUUAGAAAAUUAGCAGUUGGUUCAUAUUCAACAUUACCAUUCGCACAAAAAGCAUUAGAAAAUUUAAUUAAAGUUAUUGAUGAGGAAAUGGAGCAAGUUGGAGGCCAAAAGAUGACAAUGCCAAAAAUGAUACCAAAAGAGCUUUGGGAUAAAACAGGAAGAUGGGAUGCAUUCGGUAAAGAUUUAAUCAAAUUAAAGGAUAGAAGAGAAAACGAAUAUUGUAUGGGACCAACACACGAAGAGGUAGUUACCAGUAUUGUAGGAAAUGAAAAAUUACCAUUCAAUAACUUUCCAAUUAAACUCUAUCAAAUCGGUGAAAAGUUUCGUGAUGAAAUAAGACCACGUUUUGGUUUGCUUAGAGGUAAAGAAUUUUUAAUGAAGGAUAUGUAUUCAUUCGAUGUCACCAAAGAAGAUGCUGAAAAGACCUAUUAUCAAGUUAAGCAAGCUUACCACAACAUUUUAGAUAGAUUAGAAUUACCAUAUGCAUGCGUUGAGGCUGACUCUGGUAAUAUUGGUGGUAACAUGUCACAUGAAUUUCAAGUAGUUACCAAAGCAGGUGAAGAUAAACUUAUCCAUUGUUCAAACUGUGGCUAUCAUGCAAACAUUGAAAAAGCUGUAGGUUUAAAGAGUAAAGAAAAUAUAAACGAUACCUUUGAUCCAAUUUUUAAUAUUGUAAGAAUCGAAACCAACCAAAAGAAAAACAAUAAACAUAUUGCAAUUGUUGUAAACGAUAGUCAAGAUACAUUCAAUCACUAUUCCAUUAAAAAACACUAUAAUAAUAUUAAAUCAAUCGAACCAAUAACCAAAAACCAAUAUACAGACCUUUUAUCCAAACAUAACAGUAAAGAGAAUGGCGAACUCAAUUAUCAAAUAUUUGUGGAUACCAAUGCCUCUAAACCAUUUAGCAAAAAUCAAGAUGCGUUAUUAGAACAAAUAAAGAGUGAAUUUUCAAUUAACCUCAACAAGGAUCACAAGAUAAUUGAUAGCGAUAUUUUGAUUGAAGCUAAAGAAGGCGAUAUUUGUGCUCAAGAAUCAUGCAAUGGCUCAUCAAAGCUUGGUAUCAAAAAGGGUAUCGAGGUAGGUCACAUCUUUUAUUUAGGAAACAAAUACUCCUCCAGUUUUAAUGCCACAUCAUGUAAAAAUAAUAUUGUCAAGGAUUUAGAAAUGGGUUGUUUUGGUAUUGGUGUAUCACGUUUAUUAGCAGCAUCCGUAGAAGCUCUUUCAAAGAGUGGCAAAGAAAUCGAUGGUACUGUUACAAAAGAUAAAAUUACAUUCCCAAAAGAAAUCACACCAUAUCACAUUAUUAUCGUACCAAAAAAAGAAUCACUUCAAAAGGAUGCAGAGGAAAUUUCACAGCAACUACAACAACAAAUCCCAGAAUUGAAAGGACGUAUCAUUAUAGAUGAUCGUCACGAUGCUAAUGUUGGUCAUAAAAUUUUUGAAUCAAAAUUUUUAGGAAUACCAUACCUUUUAGUUUUAAAUAUUGAUAAAUCAAAACAAACUAAUUACAAAGUUGAAUAUGAUUAUGGUCAAAUCAAAGAAGAAAACAAUUAUUUAAAUCAACCAGAUACUUUAGAUUAUUUUAAAAAUAAAUUCAUUUAA